Molecule: messenger RNA, 850 nt
Organism: Cariama cristata (Red-legged seriema)
Lineage: Eukaryota; Metazoa; Chordata; Aves; Cariamiformes; Cariamidae
Product: interleukin-1 receptor type 2-like
Exons: 5
Molecular function (GO): interleukin-1, type II, blocking receptor activity; interleukin-1 binding
Source: RefSeq, a predicted model, not a curated record
AUGAGCGAGUGGUUCGGAAAGAAGAAGUUGCGCAAAGAAGAGCCUGGGUGCGUUGUGAACGUGCCCUCGCACCACACCGCUUUCAAGCAUGUGAUUUUUGCGAGCUGGCGAUUUCAAAACACUUUCCCUCGAUCUUCUCCUUCCGAUUUCCUUUGGGAAAAAAUGCGUGGGCUCUUCUUUGUCCUGGUGAUGUGCACAGCGGGCGCCUCUGCUUUCAGACUCCAGCAAGUCAAAAGCACAGAAAAGUGCCCAGAUCACACCGUGUUUUUCAAACACUACUAUGAACUGCACGGAGAACCUGUGGUUCUGAAAUGCCCUUCCCCCAGAUACAAACAUUUGGAUUUUUCUGCCUUGACCCCUAAUAUCACAUGGUAUAAAAAUGGUUCAAAAACCAUGAUAUCAGGAAGAGAUGAAGAUCCAAGAAUCUGGGCAGAAGGAGAUGCACUCUGGUUCUUACCAGCAAUGCUAGAAGACUCAGGAGUAUAUAUCUGCACAAGAAGGAACUCUUCGUACUGCGCCGAGGUCUCCAUCCACCUCACGGUCGUGGAGAAAAGAGCUGCUCGGGAGAUUGCCUAUCUCCAGGUCCUCUUCACUUUCACCUCUGGAAAGAUUGUUUGCCCUGAUCUGUGGGAUUUUACACCAAAUAGGACAAGCCUGGAGCUCAAGUGGUACAAGGAUGCUCUGCCUUUGGAAGACGACACUGAAAAAUUCGUAAUUCUGAAAGAUUCGCCUUCUCUGAUCCUGACUUCUGUACUACCAACAGACGCUGGCUAUUACACCUGCACGAUGCCAUUUCCAUUUGAAGGUGUAACGUAUGAAAUCACCAGAACAAUUCAGCUGGAGGCUGUUG